UGUGGGUGCCGCUGAGCAAGAUGGAGCUGUCUGCAGUGGGCGAGCGGGUCUUCGCGGCCGAAUCCAUCAUCAAGCGGCGGAUCCGAAAGGGACGCAUCGAGUACCUGGUGAAAUGGAAGGGGUGGGCGAUCAAGUACAGCACUUGGGAGCCCGAGGAGAACAUACUGGACUCGCGGCUCAUUGCAGCCUUCGAGCAGAAAGAGAGGGAGCGUGAGCUGUAUGGGCCCAAGAAGAGGGGACCCAAACCCAAAACUUUCCUCCUGAAGGCCCGGGCUCAGGCCGAGGCACUCCGCAUCAGCGAUGUACACUUCUCUGUCAAGCCGAGCUCCAGCGCCUCCUCGCCCAAGCUGCACUCCAGCGCAGCAGUGCACAGACUCAAGAAGGACAUCCGCCGCUGCCAUCGCAUGUCCCGCCGCCCCCUGCCCCGCCCAGACCCCCAGGGGGGCAGCCCAGGCCUGCGUCCCCCCAUCUCACCCUUCUCCGAGACUGUGCGUAUCAUCAAUCGCAAGGUGAAGCCUCGGGAGCCCAAGCGGAACCGCAUCAUUCUGAACCUAAAGGUGAUCGACAAGGCCCCGGGUGGAGGGACUGCGGGGCAAGGGCCCGGGACCCUCGCCCGCCCCAAAGUCCCCUCUCGGAACCGCGUCAUCGGUAAGAGCAAGAAAUUUAGUGACAGCAUCCUGCGCACCCAGAUCCGCCACAUGAAGCUCGGGGCCUUCGCGCUAUACAACAAACCCCCACCAGCCCCUUUGUGUCCCCCACCCACGGGCAAGGCCGACACUGCUGUUCCCCAGGGUCCCGGGCUGCUCCUAGGCGCCCCCGCUGCUCCCUACGAUGCCCGCAGCUCCAGCUCCUCCGACUGCCCCUCACCAACUCCACAGUCCUCUGACCCUGAUGAUGUGCCCCCCAAGCUGCUGCCGGAAACCCUGAGCCCAUCAGCCCCCGACUGGCGUGAAGCUGAGGUACUUGAUCUGUCUCUCCCAGCCGAGUCGGCAGCCACCAGCAAGCGGGCACCCCCUGACGGUUCUGCUGCGUGCAGCCAGGCGCUCCCCACAGUCCCCGUGCCUGCCGGUGCCUCUUCCGAGCCUGAGGCCGGGGACUGGCGCCCCGAGAUGUCUCCCUGCUCCAACGUGGUCGUCACCGAUGUCACCAGCAACCUCCUGACCGUCACCAUCAAGGAAUUCUGCAACCCUGAGGAUUUUGAGAAGGUGGCAGCUGGGGUGACAGGUGCUACCGGGAUAGGUGGAGGCAGUGGGGCCAGCAAGUGAGGGGCUCCACCAAGGAGGGAACUUUGGGGGGCCUCCUGUCCAAAGUCGCCCUCUUGUUGCACCCUGCCCUCACCGCCUACGCUUUGCUUGUUCAGAUGGCUCCGUGUUGACCCUGGGAUGGGACUGGGCAGCUGG
Molecule: messenger RNA, 1400 nt
Organism: Chrysochloris asiatica (Cape golden mole)
Lineage: Eukaryota; Metazoa; Chordata; Mammalia; Afrosoricida; Chrysochloridae
Gene: CBX6
Product: chromobox homolog 6
Exons: 5
Coding region: 21-1265 (414 amino acids)
Source: RefSeq, a predicted model, not a curated record